ACUGUAAUGAUAAUAACAAUGAUAGGUAGUAUUUAAGCCGUUGUGAAUAAGUUGGCCAUUUUUUAAUGACAGCUGAAAGCCCUGUUUUGCAAGGAGGAGCUCUAUAACAUAUACAUACGCGUCUAUGCUCUAUAAACUCUCUAGAGUACGGCGAGUCAAGCCUGCCCGGAAAUUCAAGAAGGAGAACACACAGACAUGGUCUAGAUAAACGUCUAGAUAAACCUUUUCAACGAGCUUCUGUCUACAAUGGACGAUCGUGUGUUAGACUUGACAGAGGCACAGAAAACUGUCAAAUCAAAAUACCCGCCGAUCAACAAGAAAUAUGAAUACCUGGAUCACACAGCAGAUGUACAAAUUCACUCUUGGGGAGGCUCUUUGGAGGAAGCCUUUGAGCAGUGUGCCAUGGGCAUGUUCGGCUACAUGACGGACACAGAGACGGUGGAACCGACAGAUACAGUUGAAGUGGAAUCGGAGGGUGAAGACAUGGAGUCGCUUCUCUUCCACUUCCUAGAUGACUGGUUAUACAAGUUUAGUGCAGAUCUUUUCUUUAUUCCUAGGGAGAUCAAAGUUUUACAUAUUGACAGAAUGCGUUUCAAGAUUCGCUCCAUUGGGUGGGGUGAAGAAUUUUCUCUGGAAAAGCACCCACAGGGAACUGAGGUGAAAGCCAUCACAUAUUCAGCAAUGCAAAUCCAUGAUAAAGAAAAACCAGAAAUAUUUGCCAUCAUUGAUAUUUGAUAUGACUUUGAGAAGAAGCUCACACUCACUGGUUCAGUAAAAGUGGGAAGUUUAAGUGGCCUUUUAAUUCAAUGCACUGAUUUUUUGGCUAGUACAGUCUUUUUUGGGGCAUGUAAGAUAAACUCUUUAUUUAAAUUAAAAAAAAGAAUUUUAAAAUUAGCCUUACAUUUAAAUAAGACUUGUGGAGAUAUCAAUUAUUCGGAGGGAAUACACUGAAUUUGAACUGUGUACCUGAAGUCAAAAUUACCAAAUUUAAGCUAAAAUUUUCAUUUUAGGAGAUUGUUACUCUAAUUUGUGAUCAUUUUGAAGGUGUGUUGAUGCAUUAUAUGUCAUUGUAAAUAAAUAAGCAAAUGUUUACCUUUGACACAGAAUUGAGUCACCUGUUUUUCAACUUAAAAUCUCAGUUUAAGUAUUUUAUGGAGGUGUUGUGAUUCAAUAGGACAGAGGUGCAAAAAGGUCAUCAUUUAUCACCAUAUUUCAGCAAAGAAUACUGAAUUGGAAAAAAUAUGCACAACUUAUUUUGAGAUUUGAAAUGUACACUUUUGAACUGUUUAAACCUGUUCAUACAAAUAUGAGCUGCAUUAAAUGUACAUGAGUGUACAUCAUAACACAAUUACUGAUUUUAAGCUGUUCAUUAUGCAAACUCAACUCCAUUUUUACACAUCUAUUUUAAAAUCACUGGUAUUUGAAAAUGCAUUAGGAGAUUUGUAGUGCUUGCCUUAUCACAUUAAACUUCCUAUUAAGCCACAUCUACUAAUCCUGGCUGGACUUUUUAGCUGAGAGGCUGUCAGAAGAAUGAAAUAGGACCUGACCAGAAUGAUCAAAGCAAAGGCUGCGCAGUGAAACAUCAAAUGUAAGAUGAGUGUAUUCUACAAAACACUUCCCUGCAUUAGACAGCAGGAUAUUCAUGUCUGGGCUUGUGUCUUAUUUCCAGAGAGUAACUGAACAAAGCUUUUCUAAGAAACAUCCAAAGCUUGUUUUCAAUAGAUAUCUCAGACAAAGCGGUAUAACACCAGGAAGCUGCCUGUAUGAAUAACUGAAAGUACAGGCAGCAGUAUUCUAUGUAUAAGAGAAAUGUUUUGGUCAUUGACUAAAUACACAUACCAGGUAAAACAGAAUAUAGUGUUAAAACGGGAUGUUGUAUACUGUAGUGCUUCAGAUAACUGAGAAAGAACAUUAAAUUUGGUUAUGUAUUAUGUGGAAGAAUAAAUGAGAAUAAUUUUUUUUUUAAAAAGAGAAAAAGAAAAACAACAGAGUGAAAGGGACAUUAAAAAAGUAAAUUGUGUAAAAUCAUUCCUAUGACAGAUAAAUUUACAAAUAUUCAAGUUCAUCAACUCAAGUAAGUGAAUGAGUAAAUAAACAGAUAUUUUUAUUUAUUUCGUUUUAUUUUUGAGCAGCUUUGACUUUUGGGUUUACAGUUUAGUGUCAUACUACAAUUAAUUUAACUUGCAUUAAAGACUUGUUCUUGGAAAUAUCAUGAAAUAGUUUCAGAUAUAUGGUUUGAGGUUUAUAUGCAGAGAUGUUUUCAGGAAGUACAAGCUCAUUCAUUUCAGAAUUGUGGGAUAUUGUUUGAGCAUUGUUUGUAAAUGGAGCUGGCCUUUGAAAAACUGUGUGGUCUGUUUUGAUCAUGUUCCGGAGCGAUGCACUACACAGUUUGUAUGUAUUGAAUUUCAAAACUUUGUUGUGACAUUUUACAAUAAAUUAUAUCAUAAUCCAGACUAUUGUAGAUGUGGGUAAAUGGUGUGUAGUGCUGUUUGCUGUCUGCUUGUGAGAACUGUCUGAACUAAUUUAUUAUUCAAGUUUCUUUAUUUUUAUCUGAAUACUAAUUUUAAAACUCAGAUUAAAGAACCCAAAGAUCA
This is a messenger RNA of Oreochromis aureus, 2594 nucleotides long. It is a transcript of the gene tslig1, whose product is annotated as zinc finger and BTB domain containing 8 opposite strand. Bases 247 to 735 code for a protein of 162 amino acids. The record is from RefSeq and is a predicted model, not a curated record. The transcript has 8 exons. NCBI's taxonomy places the organism in Eukaryota, Metazoa, Chordata, Actinopteri, Cichliformes, Cichlidae. Gene Ontology annotation, cellular component: tRNA-splicing ligase complex. Gene Ontology annotation, biological process: tRNA splicing, via endonucleolytic cleavage and ligation.